Balaenoptera acutorostrata (minke whale) is the source of this 1031-nucleotide messenger RNA. RefSeq lists its product as uncharacterized. Bases 1 to 735 code for a protein of 244 amino acids. The transcript has 6 exons. The record is from RefSeq and is a predicted model, not a curated record. Lineage: Eukaryota; Metazoa; Chordata; Mammalia; Artiodactyla; Balaenopteridae.
AUGGUGUCGCCUCCCUCCCAGGAGCCCCAGGCCAACAGCCCCCACACCGAGACGCUGCAGAGGGAAGAGCGCCCGACUGGGCCAGCAGACUCUGAACUGACACAUCGCUCUUCCUGGGUCUCAAACCUGCUGGCCUUUGGACCAGAACUUACACCAUCGCUCUGCCGGGUCUCCAGCUUGCUGACCUUGGGACUUCGCAUCAUCGAAGUGUGCCUGCGAGCAUGGGGAAGAGGAGACGGGCGAUUAUGCUGCCCCAAAGGGUCCCUGGGAGAGGAAGCCCGGAGCGCCCCCUGGGCGUCUGUCGAGCCUCCCGUGAGCCGGGCCCUGGAACAGAAGUGCUUUCUCCAGUCUGGCCGUGUUCGUCCAGGCUUCCCUGGCCCGAAGGCAAGGACAGCCCUGCUCGGUCCACCCUCCUCUGCCCCCCCGAUGGACCCUGAGAACGUCACUACUUGGGCACGUGUGCGUCCCGGCCGGCUUCCUGCGCAGUGUGGAUGUGCCCAGAGGACCGAUAUUUUCUGGCGACAGAAGAAUUUGGCCCCUUUCCUCAUGUGCCUGCCACGGGGGUCCCCAGCCUGGCAGCGAGGAUCUUGGCAUCUGAGUUUAGCAGACACAGCCAGGGGGGCACGGGGGCGGCCUGUGGGCGGGGUGCAUCCAGAUUUGGGUGGAAAUGCCGGGGUGGGAACGGUGGCGUGGACGGAGAGGUGCCUGGUGCAGGGGCCAUUAACCACCAGGUAACAGAUUUGAUUAAUUUUGUGCUUGGAGGGUUUUUUUUUUUUUCUUUUCCCAAAGAAUCAGAGAAAACAAAAUAUUUUUCUAAUUAAAUAAAUCUACGGUGCACGGUAAUGGAGGCCGUCUGUUGGUCUGUGACAGGGCGGGGGAGACGUGGAAUAAUGAUUUUAUUUUUUCAUUAAAUAGAAUUAUAGGCAGUUACCCAAAGCAAUGCUGAGCCUAAUUGAGAGAAACCCAUUUCUUCUUAAUUUACUUUCACGGUUUUGGAUGAUAAAAGAGUGUGUUCGUUGGAAAAUUAAAUA